CCCAGGAGACCGACCUGCGCGCGCUCGCGCCCACCGGUUCCCUCCCGCCACCUCCUUCCGGCAGAACCCCCGCUCCGGAACUGCCAUCGCCGCCGCGGCCUCCGGGACAUGGUCCUCUGCGUUCAGGGGUAAAUGCCAUUCUUUGCCCCCACCCAGCCCCUGCGCCGGACGUCCCGGAGAGCACGGGCCUCGUGCUCACUGCUGGGCGUUGGGAGGGCUUAUUGGGUCCCAACUGGCCAAGUGGAAAGGACCCUGGACGUGCGGGAUUGUGUGAGACUGUGACAGCACCCCUCCCCCUUGACCUCUACUCACUCUAUGAGUGGGGAAACUGAGGGCUGGCCUGCGACGGGAGGAACACGGGGUGGACUCAGCCACCAAGACGUGGUUCACCAGCCCAGAUUCCCAGUGCCUCUACCCUAGCCUGCCGGCCACCUUGCCUACCGGUGGCCUUGGGCCGGCCCCUGCCCCUCUCUGUCCCAGUGUCGCUAUCUUAGGUAGCAAUUAGAGCUUUCUUGGGAAGUCAACCUGAGAUCCUUGCCUCUCCCCUAGCCUGGCACCUGCUGACCAGCGCCUCGGGGUUAACUUGGUCCUGCCUGGGGUACUCCCACUUUUGCCUCAUUCCCUCAUUCAGCCCAGCCUGGGAUCCCAGUGGGAGAAGGACUUUGGCUCCUGCCCCCUUCUCUAAGUUUGGGGGGGGGGCGGGGGAGGGAGGGAGAAUGCUGAUAAGACAGAGUCAUGGCCUCGGCCCUGAGCCUCAGCAUCCCCUUAACCAAGAGGGCUCAUGCUCUCCAGACUGAUCUCACAGAAGCUCUGGAGAUUCCAGGGAGAGAGGGAGGAGGUGUGAGUGGGUGCUACAUUCCCAGGUAGACUCCAUAGCUGCUGUUAUCAGAACUGGUGUGAUGCCAGGUGAGUGGGAGGUGGGGCAAGGCUGAUGUGUCCCUUGCUCUGAGUAGUCCUCGCUUCAAAACACAAAACCAAACCCGUUGCCAUCGAGUCAAUUCCGACUCAUAGUGACCCUGUAGGACAGAGUAGAACUGCCCCAAAGGGUUUUCAAGGAGAGGGUGGUGAAUUUGAACUGCUGACGGUUUGGUUAGCAGCCAGGCUCUUAACCACUGUACCACCAGGGUUCCAUCCUCAGUCCAGGGAAGAGGUACUUGAAGGUGCUUAGAAGACAUGUUAUAAGUUUCCAUCCAGUCGAUCUCGACUCAUGGCGACCCUAUGUGUUACAGAGUAGAAUUGCUCCAUAGGGUUUUCUUGGCUGUAAUCUUAAUGGAAGCAGGUCUUUUCUUCCACAGUGCUGCUGGGUAGAUUUGAAUCUCCAAUCUUUAGGUUGGCAGUUGACUGCAAACUGUCUGGCCACCUAGGGGCUUAGAAGACUACUUCUUCUUGAGUGUCUCCUCUACUCCCCUUCCUCCUUUCUGACUUUUGGCACUCCUAAACACCUCCCCACCACUGCCUUCCUCUUCAGGAACCCCCUCCCCCAUUCUGGGAUCUCACAGUCUCUUUCACUUUGGCUCAGCUGAGGGUCCCCUGGGAACCUCAGGGCCAGUGUUAAAUGCCGGAGAGCAAGGUUUUUAACAGGCACCAUCCUACACAUACAUGCACACAUACAUGUGCGCGCGCACACACACACACAGCCACAGUUCAGCUGGUACCCUCCUGGAGUGGGAGGCAGGAAUUCCCAACUGUAGGUUUGGGCUGCCAGCUUUGCUGGGGGGUUCUCCCCCAGGACUGAGUUCUCCCCGACAGUGUAUGUCUAGGCAGGACCCACAGGCUAGACUCCACAGCAGGCACACAGAUGCAUAGGCCACCCAUGCCUGGAACACACCAGCCACCACCCCAACCAUGAAGAUGACACAGCUGUGGAUGCACCCUUGCCCAGAGUCAUCUGACAGGAGCUUGGGAGGACUGACACAGCCAUUCACAGACACACACCAGUUUGGCCCCAGAGGUGCCCAUGCCCACUUACAGGACCUGUGCAGAGGCCCUGCUAAGCUGUCUGGUCAUGGCCAUGCCCACAGUCUUUGGCCUGGCCAGCCAGACAGCUACCAUGCUCCUGGAAGGCGCCUGGGCAGAGCUCUGGGCCCCGGCGGGCAGGCCACCAGCCACUUCCUCAGAACUUGGCCUCCAGCUCCCCAAGCAGGAUUCCAGAGCUCCCACAGUGCAGCAGGGUGGGUGUGGAAAAGUACUGGGCAGGCCAUGGCAUGCCAGGGUUAUGUGACUCCUUCACCUUGUGGGUGGCUGUGGGGCCCUGCUUUAUUAGACCCUUCUAAGGGUCACCUGUAACCUAUACUGUCGGGUGUGGCAUUUGAGGCUCCUGCCCACCUCUGCCUGCCUCACAGCUCAUACCCAGCACUGCUUCCACGGCUUUGCCCACUCUGUCAUCUCUACCUGCAGUACUCUCCCCACUACUUCUUUUUGGCCUUCUUUUUCAACUCAGCUGAGGAGAUUCGGGCGCUCCCAUGACACCCUGUGCUUUCGUGGCUUUGGGUUAUAAUUACUCUCAGUGCCGGCUUCCCCAGGCAAUCUGGUUCUCAUUGAGGGCAGGCCCAGGUUUCAUUAUCUGAGGCCCAGUGGGGACUAGACCCAGAACUGAGGCCCAGGGCAUAUAUUUUAUAAGAAAUGAUCCCUUCUCAGAAGUCUCUUCCCUGGGAAACAGGACCCACCAGCCCUUGCCCCCAACUCCCAGGGAGAAAGCUCCAAGAUAGCUGUGGAGGAUGGGCUUCCCCUAGAUGGAAGCUGCUGCUCAGAUUGGGGCCAGCUCAGCUCCCCAACCCUGGCCAUCUGAGGUUAUGAUGUUGCCAAACCCCUCAGUGUCUGAGUUGGUGGGACCUCUCACAGGGGGCUGGGAAACUGAGGCUCAGUGAGAAGCAGGGCCUGCAGAGGUCAUAGGGCCUGGUAUAGCAGAGCCGGCUUGCCAGGGCGGGGUCUGGAACAUGGAAUAAGUACCCUGGUCUUUAAUGGAAGCUCAUAUUUACGGAGAGGUCAGACUGGCUGGUGCCUUCAGAGGCCAUGGUCUACCCCAGACCUGUCUGCUUUGAAAUUCAGGGGCCAGGCUGGGAGUCGGAGGCUGACCUGUGAGGGUAGAGGAUUGUCCCAGCUGCCAAACCCAGGUCAGCAUGGGCACAGUCUCUUCACCAGACACUCCCAUCCAUAGGAGUGGUAGGUUGUGAUCUCAGGCCUUCUACCAUUAUCUUGGGGCCUCUCUGGAAGACCCCAGGCUGGCCCAUCCCACCUGUCAACCAGGACCGGUGCUACUUAAUCAGCCCACCUCAACCAGGAGGACGCAAACAUGAGUUUUCUUUGCACUGGAUCCCACUGGUGUGGCAGGGACACUGACUAGCCACUGCCAACUAGAAAUGCUUCUAGGGAAUGCUCUGUGUUUUUGGUUGAUGCAAAACGGAGAAAGAGAUCAAGGACUGUUCAAUAAAUGCAGCAGGUGGAAAGAAUCUUUCAAAAGAGAGUUAACAUGUAGGUGAAGUGAUCAAGGGGGCUUUUGUGGUCACAGAACAGGGCAGGGGGGUGCAGGGCUCAUUGAGCUCAUGGGUGGGCAGAGGGGAAACUGAGGCUCAUAGAGAAAAGGGCUGGCCGGAAGUCAUACAGCCAGUCUGAGGCCUGGAGUAUCUCUGGAAAUGGGGGGAGCAUGGGGCCUCCACUCACCACCCACCCACCCCCUUCCAGACCUUGUUCUUUGCUGGCUGAGGAGCAGAUCGGGCAGCAGACCCUGAAGGCCCGCUCCCUGGAGCUGCCUGAGUCAGCCAUGCAGCCCUUGCCUGUAGGGGUCUUCCUGGAGGAGGUAGCAGAGGAGAUCCCAGCCCAGCUGGAAAGUGAGCAGCCCAAGGUACUGGACCCCGAGGAGGAUCUGCUGUGCAUUGCCAAGACCUUCUCCUACCUUCGGGAAUCUGGCUGGUAUUGGGGUUCCAUUACUGCCAGUGAGGCCCGGCAACACCUGCAGAAGAUGCCAGAGGGCACCUUCCUAGUACGUGACAGCACCCACCCCAGCUACCUAUUCACACUGUCUGUCAAGACCACCCGCGGCCCUACCAAUGUGCGCAUUGAGUAUGCUGACUCCAGCUUCCGUUUGGACUCCAACUGCCUGUCCAGGCCACGCAUCCUUGCCUUCCCAGAUGUAGUCAGCCUUGUGCAGCACUAUGUGGCCUCCUGUGCUGCCGACACCCGAAGCAACAGCCCUGACCCCGCUCCGGCCCCAGCCCUGCCAGCCCCCAAGGAGGAUGCGACCAGCAACCCAGUGCUGCCUGCCCCCACAGCUACCGCUGUGCACCUGAAACUGGUGCAGCCCUUUGUGCGCAGGAGCAGUGCCCGCAGCCUGCAGCACCUGUGCCGCCUUGUCAUCAACCGGGUUGUAGCCGACGUGGACUGCCUGCCGCUGCCCCGGCGCAUGGCUGACUACCUCCGACAGUACCCCUUCCAGCUCUGACCCAGUGAACAUCUCGCCUAGCCACACCCUGGAGGGGACACUGGCCCCAGCUGGACUUGGGCUCCCAUUAUCCCUCCUUCGGCUGUCCUGGCACUUGCAUGCCUCUAGCAGCUGGACCAGAGGAGCCAACAGAUGGAGGAGGGGUGUCUCACAACUUGGAGGUCAAUGCCCUCUUUCCCCAUGUGGCUCCAGCAUGGUGAGCCAGGUCUCAGAGGAAAGGGAGACAGGCAGGACCCCGUCUCACUCUGUGGGCUGGGCCCAGGCCUCCACUUGGUUGCCUUCCCAGCCACCUGCGCUGUGUAGACUUUCUCAGCCCUGAUUUCUCAAUCUGCAGCGUGGGGCAGGCCCCCUUCCUCCAGUCAGCCUCUGCCUCGGAGAGGAUGGCGGCCAGAGGUACUGAGGUUGACAAGGACAGUCCCUUAGUCGGGGAGCAAGCCAGGCUGGCAGACCACACGGUUAUACAGUAUUUAUUUAUUUAUUCUCCUUGGGGUUGGUCUCGGGGAUGACUUGACCCUACCUCUCUGCUCCAAGCCCUGGGUGGCCUGGAGUCCCCAGCUCUGCCAUGCCUUCUUUGGUUCCUCCCGAUGGAGAGCCAUGUUCUGAGAUGUGUUGCUGGACCCAAGUUAGUCCUGGAUGUCCUGGCGCUAACCCACCUGUGAGUCUCAACUUUAACCUGGGAACGUGUCCAGCCCUCUGUGCCCCAAGCCUAUCUUGGGAGAGUGGGCAAAUGGACAAGAAAGCAGAGCCAAAGCUGCAGCCCCCAGCACAGCCUGCCACUCCCUGCCUGAGGCAGAGCUGGAUCUGCACAGAGCUGGCCUCGCUAGGCUGUAGCCCCUGCCUGAGGACCUGGGCUGUGUUAGGAAGGGGGUGCUAGUUCAAGGGCUACCACUCUGCCUAGCUCCACCGGGCCUGCGUCCUACCCUUUCCCAGGAUCCCAUGCGGGUCUCUGCAUGUGAGAGAAAUACACGUUUGUUAACACUUUAUAUAAAGUAAUUGUUAUAACAAAAAAAAUCCAGCUUGGUAGUCUUUUUUUCCUUCCAUUGAUUUUUCUGUAAUCACAAUAAAAUUGUACCUUUUAUUUACAGAGGCCUCGAUGAGGCCAAUGCUGAGUUCUGUAUGCAGUUUAUCCCUUUUGACCUUGUUACUAGCUCCCUUUUACGGAGAGGCCAGCCAAGGCCCAGGGACAUUACAUGGCUCAGUGUUCUGCCCUUCUGGGGGUCUCAUUGAAGAGUAGGGAAAACAAGGAAGCAGCAUUUCUCUUCUCAUUUCUUCUCACUCCCCUUGGGGGAUGGGAGGCUAGCUAGACUGCCUACAGGGUCACUGCCCAGGCCACUGCUGGGAGGCAGGUGGUGGCAGAGGGGUGCCAUACCUGAGAGAUGUGUAAACAGGAGGUGCCACUUCAGGACUGAAAGCGCAGAAUACUGGGUGAAGGGAGGGUGCUAUGGACAACUCCUGGAUGGCAGUGCCUUUUCAGAGAGGAGGAGGCCAACAGUCAAACAAGUCAUUCCAAGAAGGGACAGUGAGUACAAGGGUCAUGUUCCCGCCCAGAGAGUUCUGGGGAGGGCUUGUUCCGUGCAGUGGGGCAGAGCAGUUGAGUCAGGGUAGUGGCCAGUGAGCUGGCAGGAUCGGGCCUGAGUUGGGAGCUACUGGGAUUGUGGUCCAGAUUGGUUGGGUGGGGAACCUUCUCUUCUCACUCAAGGACCUGCAACCAGAAGUGAGUGGAAGAACAGUUAAAAUGAAAACACCCUCUGUUAUCAAGGGGUCUGACGUUAGAACAGUUCAGCUGCUGCAACCCCCUGUGUCCUGAGAGUUUCUGCACCUUUGCUCAAGAGCCUCACUCAGAAAGCUCCGCUGACCUUUGCUCAUAGCUUCCUUACCCCUACCUUGGAAACAGUGCUAACCUUCCUGUUUUUCAGCCCUCAGAAGAUUAGAUGUUGCAGAUUAGAAGAGGUGGAGGGUAGUGGAUAGAAAGCAGGAAGGGGUGAGGAGUGGUGUGUUGAUGACAAGAAAGAGGCAGGAAAAGGAUAAAAAUCAAAAACUGCUGGGGUGUCCAAGACCCUGGGUGCAUGAAGGAUGGUGGGGCAAAGAAUGGGGCUGACAUUGGGUGGGAGUGAGCAAGAGAUGGGCAAGGGAGUGAGGGCUGUCUUUCCUGGGAAUGGUGCCCAGACCCAAGUAUCCAGCCUGGCGCCUGCACUGUUGAUAGCAGUAGCUUGGGCUCCUGGCUGGCCAUGGGGCCCAAUGGCACACCUCCUCCAGGUCACCAUGGCCCUGCCCGGGUUGCCUACGGUUCCUUGUUUCUUCAGCCUGGACCUCAACUUCUUUACUGCUCCCAAUAAGGCCUGAGGUGACCCCUCCAUCUGCUCCACUCCCAGAUUUGAGUCACCCAGUGGUUGUGUGGUGGGACACAGAGAGGCUGGAGGCAGGGUAUCCCCAACCUGGGCCGCAGCCAGGAAAGAAACCUGCUGUGGCAAGAGAAAGCACAGAAAACUCUUCAUUGUCCCCCAGUACCUGCAAGGUGCCUGCAAGGUGCCAGGCAUUUGGUGUGGGCUUUGCAGACAUCAACUCAUACAGCGCUCACCACAACCUUGGAAAACCCAAAACCAAACCCAUGGCCAUCGAGUCAAUUCUGACUCAGGGCCACCCUAUAGGACACAGUAGAACUGCCCCCAUAGGGUUUCCAAGGCUGUAAUCUUCAUGGAAGCAGACUGCCACAUCUUUCUCCUGCAGAGCGGCUGGUGGGUUUGAACCACCAACCUUUUGGUUAGCAGCCAAGUGCUUUAACCACUGCAUCACCACGGCUCCUUACAACCUUGGAAGUGGGUCCAAAUAUUCCUCCAUAGGUAAGGAAACCAAGGUUCAGAGGGGGCAAGGGGCUGACUGAGGCCACCCAGCAAGGAGGGUGCAGUGCAGAGCUAACCCCUGGGAGUCCCAGCUGCCCAUGUGCCCUCUGGACUGCUACAUGAGAGGGGCAGGACAGACAUUCCAGGCAGCAGCUCCCAGGCAAAUUGCUCUUGGAUGCUGAAUUCUAUGCCCUUGGCUUCCUGCUGGCCAAGCACUCACAAGCCAUUGGCCUGGACAGCAGGGCCCUGCCCCCUGACCUCUGCCUCUGUGCCAGCCAGCGGCUAGCUCUUGCCUGGAAAGGGGCUGC
Loxodonta africana (African savanna elephant) is the source of this 7586-nucleotide messenger RNA. It is a transcript of the gene CISH, whose product is annotated as cytokine inducible SH2 containing protein. Gene Ontology annotation, molecular function: 1-phosphatidylinositol-3-kinase regulator activity. The record is from RefSeq and is a predicted model, not a curated record. Gene Ontology annotation, biological process: phosphatidylinositol phosphate biosynthetic process; intracellular signal transduction. The transcript is spliced from 2 exons. NCBI's taxonomy places the organism in Eukaryota, Metazoa, Chordata, Mammalia, Proboscidea, Elephantidae. The coding region runs from base 3644 to 4438 and encodes 264 amino acids. Gene Ontology annotation, cellular component: phosphatidylinositol 3-kinase complex.